AUGGCCAAGACAAAAAAAGACCCCAAAGAUGCAGCGGAGGCUACAGCAGAUAUAGAAAUGGUCGAUAUCGAGGAAAAGGUGAUUUUCCAGCUCUCGAAUGCUCAGUCUGAACUCGAACGCGCCAAUUUCCAGUCGCCAAAAAAGUCUAAGAAAGAGACAACAGAAAUAAUAAUUCCCAUUGAAGAUUUAUCCCCACUGGCAAAACCGCUCGCUCAAAAGAAACUCCUGAAAAAACUGAACAAGACUAUAAAGAAAGCUUCCAAGGCGCGCCAGAUUAAAAGAGGUGUCAAGGAGGUCGUGAAAGGAAUAAGGAAGGGCGAAAAAGGUCUUCUCAUCCUUGCGGCUGACAUUAGUCCAAUCGACAUAAUAUCUCACCUUCCGGUCCUGAGCGAAGAAGCUGGCGUCCCGUACGUUUUCGUAUCCUCAAAAGAAGAACUUGGUUAUGCAAGUUCGACAAAGCGACCGACGAGCUGUGUGAUGAUUUGCCCUGAUCAAAAGAAAAAGGCGAAGCGGAAAGAAGGAAAGGACGACAAGGAAGAUGAUUACAAGGACCUCUAUGAGGAGUGCUAUCGUGAGGUGGAGAAGAUGGAUACCCAGAUUGUAUUUUAG
Molecule: messenger RNA, 609 nt
Organism: Marasmius oreades (fairy-ring Marasmius)
Lineage: Eukaryota; Fungi; Basidiomycota; Agaricomycetes; Agaricales; Marasmiaceae
Exons: 3
Coding region: 1-609 (202 amino acids)
Biological process (GO): snRNA pseudouridine synthesis; ribosome biogenesis; rRNA pseudouridine synthesis
Cellular component (GO): nucleolus; box H/ACA snoRNP complex
Molecular function (GO): box H/ACA snoRNA binding
Source: RefSeq, a predicted model, not a curated record